AUGCAGUUCACCACCAUCCUCGCCGCAACCCUCUUCGCCAUCUCCACCUCGGCAGCAACCCUCGCCGCGCGCGCCCCCAUCCAACCCAGCGUCGCAACCUUCAGCCACUCGAAGCGCGCCUUGGAACUCACUGCUGAGAUCGCCGCCAUGGAGAAGCGAGGCCAGUCUGCUGCUUGUACCAUCUGCACUUUUGGAUGCGGUACUGGUGGAGAUCUCGAGGCGUGCGAUUGCUGUGCUGAUGGUGGUGCUUGUAUUGAUGAUGGAAGCUGCAACAUCUAA
Messenger RNA from Bipolaris victoriae FI3, 279 nucleotides. RefSeq lists its product as hypothetical. The transcript has 2 exons. Bases 1 to 279 code for a protein of 92 amino acids. The record is from RefSeq and is a predicted model, not a curated record. Lineage: Eukaryota; Fungi; Ascomycota; Dothideomycetes; Pleosporales; Pleosporaceae.